Messenger RNA from Pelobates fuscus (common spadefoot toad), 1270 nucleotides. RefSeq names its product protein SSUH2 homolog. Bases 16 to 1227 code for a protein of 403 amino acids. NCBI's taxonomy places the organism in Eukaryota, Metazoa, Chordata, Amphibia, Anura, Pelobatidae. The transcript is spliced from 11 exons. The record is from RefSeq and is a predicted model, not a curated record.
GCUCCUGUUCAGUACAUGACGAAUGCCGUCGCGGCUCCUGCUCCUCCAAUGAAUAUGAUUAAUUCACAAGGGUCCAAUCUCUUACCUGGUUUGAAUACCGCAAUGGCUCCAUCUUCCCUUCCUUCAAAUGGUACAUCAGCAGGAAAUCUUGCUCAUCCAUCUGUUGGGACAGUUUCCCAAGCAGCUCCUAUAUCUCAAUCUACGGACACGGUUCCUGGAUAUGAAGGGAUACCUAGUGGUGAUGAAGAUUGGAAAGUCAUACCUCCUCCAGCUGAAGAGAUCCCAGCUCCUGAGUCUGUGACCUUUGCUGACAGCACCAAAUGGAUAUUCCCACCAAACACAGAAAAUGAUGCAAAACAAGCAUUCCUAAAAUACGCCAAGAGAAAGUGCUGUUAUGGCACUGCUCCGGCAAGAGGAAUGACCAUCAAGGAAUUCAUGUUCUUUGGCUUGCAUAGGUAUCGUCUGGAAACCUUCACCGAGUCUCGAGCCUGUAAAUGGGUGGUGGAACACUAUGUUGGUCAAAAUGUAGAUUCUCAACCCAAUGGAACUGUUCCACGGCCAUGGGAGAUCCAAGUGCAGAACCCAGCUCCAUUCAAAGAUGGAAUGCGCAAAGUAACCGUUCCUAAAACCACUUCCCUCAAGAUUUGUCCAAAGUGUACGGGAAUCGGAGUAGUUUUAUGCCAAAAAUGUAAUGGAACUGGUAGAGUGGAAUGCUGGAUUUGUAAGGGGACUGGCCGAUGCAUGCGGAGGGAAAUGUGUAACAAUUGCUAUGGAAGCGGAACAGAAUGCUGCAGAAUAUGCCUGAAUAGUCAAAGGCCAUGCAUGGGUUGUCGUGGCAAAGGGCAAAUAAUAAAUUGCAUCCAGCUGAUGAUUACAUGGAAGAGCUACAUUUCUGAGUUUAUUGAUGUGCAUAACACAGAAUUUCCCAAUGAGCUUUUCAAGAAAGCAACUGGAAAUAAAAUUUAUAUGGACGAACAGGUGGUGACACCCCUCUUGAAUACUCCUGUGCCCUCCAUUACUAAUGCCUCUCAGAAUGCUCUGGCACAACAUCGCAGACAGUUCUCUUCUUGCCGUAUUCUGAGACAGAGACAAAGUGUCGAUUGGCUGCCAUUCACAAAGGUGGUAUACACCUGGAAAGGGAAUGAAUUCUGCUACUUUGUAUAUGGAAAAGAAAACCAGAUCCAUACAGUGACCUACCCAGUCAAAUGUUGUUGUGUAAUCACAUGACCUAUACAAAGAAAGGAUCCUAUUGCAGUCAUGUGACCUUCUC